Molecule: messenger RNA, 1774 nt
Organism: Amphibalanus amphitrite
Lineage: Eukaryota; Metazoa; Arthropoda; Thecostraca; Balanomorpha; Balanidae
Product: COMM domain-containing protein 4-like
Exons: 9
Coding region: 320-922 (200 amino acids)
Source: RefSeq, a predicted model, not a curated record
GACGCAAAACAAGCGAGCCGAAAAACAUCUUCAAACCAAUGAGCGAAAACAUGGGGGCAGAAAAAUAAUCCGAGGAUACUUUUCCCGUCAAAUCAACUGUCUGGGCUUAUGGAAGAAUGGAAAUGUCCUGAAGAAAUGCGGUCUGUACUUAGUUGCUGAGCUGCUUAAUUUUACCUAGGCUGAUGUUUUGAUCGGACCGAAACUGUUCAAGAAGUGAAGCCGCUGAAAUAUACGCGGGGCCGAAGCUCAAGUGGAGCGAGUUUGAAACUGUUAUCUCCGGGAUCGGCCGCGCUGACCGCCGCUCCGCCAACGCGACGCAAUGAGGUUCCAGUUUUGCGGCGAGCUGGACUGUCCGGACUGGGUACUGGCCGGUAUCAACCUGCUCUCCAGAAUGAGUUCCCUGAAGCUGAGGACGAUGUGCUCCUUAGUGAUGAAGAGUCUUCUCGGUGAAGAGCUUGAUAUGGGCAAGGUCCAGAAGGUUUCGACGGAUGCUAAGCUGACGGAGCAGGAGCAGCGGGCAGCCGUGGCCGUGCUCCAGUAUAUUCUGGAGUCGGCCGUCCGCCACUCGGUGGCUACCGACCAACUGGAGCAGGAGCUGCAGCAGCUCGGCCUGCCGCGCGAGCACACCGCCAGCCUGGGGCGCGUGCUCGACCAGCAGCGCCACCCUCUGCGGCGCACACUGCUGGAGCGCACCGUCAAAGAGCCGGGCUUCAGUGAGGUGCAGUGGGAGGUGGCCACUGUUCGCGACUCGUCCGACCCAGACAGCUGGGCUGCCCAGCUCAGCCUGACGGUGCAGCUGAGCAGCUGCCAGCAGCAGCAGCAGCAGCGGCAGCGGCUGCAGCUGCUGUUCAGCCCGGAGACGGCCGCCGUCUGCCACAGAGAGCUCCUGCUGGCCCGGCGCCGAAUGGAGGACGUUUCAUGAGGUGAUCUAGUUAUAACCGCUGCCGCUGCGGUCGCCGAUCGUAGUGGGUCCCGCGAAGGCUCCGGUGGCAUGGCAACUACUUUUUCAAAGCUGACGUGCAUCCCGGACUGAGACCCGUGGCUGGCUACGGCAAUGGCAGCGAACAUUGGCCCGUCGCUCUAUUAUCCUAAUGCUGUAGUGAAAGAUCGUUGGUAGCACGACCCUCAAAAAUAGCAUCGUGGCUGGCGUGCAUUUCUGUGAUACAAGUCGCACUGGAGAGGCAGGGGAAAUGUUCUAGUGUACUCGGUUCUCUGUUUUUUUUUUCUUUUGUAAGAGAACCUAAGGUCCUUGUUACUGUGGGCGCCACUUAGUGCAUACCUGGAACACCUGGCUUAGAAAUAUCUUCGGGACCAAUAGUCGUUUAUCGUUGGCAAUCAAAAGUCCCAUGUGCGCUUGGUCGAAAGUUACUCCUUUCAUCAUGUGAUAAGUGACGUUAUUUUGUUAUCCGUGGUUGGACGUGGUUUUGAUACGUGCUUUGGUGUAUGUGUAGUGGGCUUAGCAUCCUCUCGAGACCGUACGAAGUAAAUUUAGACCAGUUGGUGACGUCAUGCUACUUGUAUGCGCGUGUGUGUGCACUGGUUGCCAACGUAGGCAGUAGGCUUUUUAGGUUCGGGAUGGGUCCCAAUGUUCUCUAUACGUAUUGUUCACGAGUUAAUCAUCUUUAAACUGUAGGCUGUCCCAAUGCGAUGCAUCCUUAGUUACGCACUAGAGAACGACGGCUGGUGCUGUUACAAUCAGAAACUCUCGAAUUGUUUUUGAUUAUCAGUCUUAUUGAAUCCCAUAUAUCGCCUAUAAUAUAUGAAUCGCUUAUAG